Atta colombica is the source of this 814-nucleotide messenger RNA. RefSeq names its product cytochrome c oxidase subunit 4 isoform 1, mitochondrial-like. Gene Ontology annotation, biological process: mitochondrial electron transport, cytochrome c to oxygen. Bases 271 to 765 code for a protein of 164 amino acids. The transcript is spliced from 4 exons. The record is from RefSeq and is a predicted model, not a curated record. Lineage: Eukaryota; Metazoa; Arthropoda; Insecta; Hymenoptera; Formicidae.
UAAUUAUUCCUCCUUCAUGAAGUACGACAAAAAACUGUCGCAAAUAUCAGUGAGUCAAUUGGUACUGAUUGAUUAAUGUUAAUAUCUCAUAACAAUAUAACUGGACGCUGACCAGUAACAGUCUGUCUCGGCGCGAUUACGUAAUUUCUCUCCGUGCAGUGCAGGAGGCCCUCUGCCAUUUCGCAUUUCCGUCGAGCUAUCCAGAGCUAUCACUGCUAUCAGUUAGGUAACUCACUCAUACAUCGUGUUCGAUCUUGGAGCAAGUGAGCAAUGGCAAGUAGACUAUUUGUGAGUUAUUUACGACCUGUUAUUCAAAUCCAAAGAUGUGGAUUGGUGACAGUGGAGAAAGUUAAUAAUAGGGAUGUAGUAGGCUAUGGAUACAAUGGUGAACCUACUUACUUGGAUAGAGUGGAUUUUCCCUAUCCUGCGAUACGCUGGAAAGAAAAUACUGCUGAUAUCAUGGCAUUGAGAGAGAAGGAGAAAGGAGACUGGAAGAAGCUAUCAAUCGACGAGAAAAAGAUACUGUAUCGUGCCAGUUUCCGUCAAACAUUUAGCGAGAUGAAUGCAUCGACAGGAAAAUGGAAAGGCAUAUUGGGAAUGUUUCUCCUGGUACCAAGCGCUGCCAUAUGGCUGUUUUUGUAUUUCAAGGAAUUCUCUAACCCGCCUUUGCCUGAAACAUUUUCGAUGGAGAGACGGUUGGCGCAAUUGGAUCGCAUGAAGAAACUCGACAUGAAUCCGAUCGACGGUCUCUGCGCUCGAAAAUAAAUUAAUUAAAUUUACCCUGCUACUAAUUACUUAGUCAUCAUGUACAGUA